AUGCCUCUCAAAAUCGCGAUUGUCGGCGCUGGCAUCGGUGGCCUGAGUGCAGCCGCGGCGCUGCGCCUUGCAGGACACCACGUUGAGGUAUUUGAGAAAUCCCAGUUUCUCAGUGAACUGGGAGCUGCGCUUGUCGUCGCGCCAAAUGGCAUUAGAGUUCUCACUGCAUUGGGCUUCUCCUGUGAAAAUGCCCGGAGUAAGCCUCAGUCUUGCUUUGAGCUCCGCGACGGACGGACGUUCGACUCCGUGGCUAGUUUUGAUCUCACAGAGCAGAGAUUUGACGCACCGCUUCAUACUAUGCAACGAGCAGAUCUUCAUGGAGAGCUUCAUCGGAUCGCUACGAUGGAACUCCCAGGCCUCCCGGAUAUUAUGUUACACCUAGGUCGCAAGGUGCUAACAGUUGAGCCGGCUGCGGGAAUCCUUCAUCUUGAAGAUGGAUCAAGCGUUGAAGCAGAUUUGAUCAUAGGUGCAGACGGCCUUCACUCCAUUCUUAAGCCUCUGGUUCUCGAAGGACAUCCACAACCACCAUUCAAAACAGGUCUUAGUGCUUUCCGAUUCCAGAUCCCGACUGAGAGUGUUCGUGAUGACCAGGACUACGUUUCACUCGUAGCGAAGAAGGGUCAUGGGCCAUCGAUUUUGGCGGAUACUUCGGACGAGAAUACAGCUGUGCACAUGGUAUGGUACGACUGUCAGAAGAAAGCCCCAAAGAUCACAAAGUGGCCACUCAACAUCCAUAAGCCUAUCACUCAUUGGACGCGUGGAAAGGUGCUUCUUAUUGGCGAUGCUGCUCAUCCGGUAGGGUUGAAAACUCCAUUCUCCGUUGACGUAGUGGCUUAA
Molecule: messenger RNA, 837 nt
Organism: Penicillium egyptiacum
Lineage: Eukaryota; Fungi; Ascomycota; Eurotiomycetes; Eurotiales; Aspergillaceae
Source: the annotation of a GenBank genome assembly